AUGUCAGCUGACGCUCUCUCCAAGGUCGAAGCGGCCCAGCAGGCGGUGCUGCGGAAGACGCACGCCGGCAAGGCUGGAGCCCAGUUCACGCAGGAGGUCAAGGAGUCUCUACUCUUCCAGUACAACUGGAACGAGCUGCUAUCCGCGGCUUCUACAGCCAUCACGCUAGUCGGCGCAUGCCACGUCGCUGCUGCGUCGCCAGAAGCCACGGCCAUCAGCCUGGCUGACGCUGCACCCGCGGGCGGCUUCAAAUACCUCCGGGUGGCGGCCAAUCCCACUCUCCGAGCUUGCCUCGAGCUCAUCGAGACAGUGACCCGGUCCAUUCAAGCCAUCCAGGGUCUCCCGGAAACCAAGAGAAACUUGGUGAACGAGCUGGGCAAGUUGAGGAGAAUGUCGGACAACUGCUUAAAGUACGCCCAGGACACCGAAAAGGCCUUUGACGGGUGGCUGCUAUCCGUCUCCGAGUUCCACCAAGCAUCUGUCCAGCAGCACGGUACCACCGAGCAGAAGGCUCAGGCCAACGUCUCGGCCAAGCUCCAGGCCGAGAUUUGA
This is a messenger RNA of Ustilaginoidea virens, 552 nucleotides long. RefSeq lists its product as uncharacterized. Lineage: Eukaryota; Fungi; Ascomycota; Sordariomycetes; Hypocreales; Clavicipitaceae. The coding region runs from base 1 to 552 and encodes 183 amino acids. The record is from RefSeq and is a predicted model, not a curated record. The transcript has 3 exons.